This is a messenger RNA of Adineta ricciae, 1902 nucleotides long. NCBI's taxonomy places the organism in Eukaryota, Metazoa, Rotifera, Eurotatoria, Adinetida, Adinetidae. The record is from the annotation of a GenBank genome assembly.
AUGGCAGUUUUACAAUGUAUACCCAAUACGAUCCAUGUAUACGAGGGUAGUUUUACGAAGUCUGAGUUCACGAGUAUCGAUGCUCAAAGACUCAUAGAUAUUCAUUCACAAUCACCAUCUGUCCAUGUUAAGCCUGAAUACCUAUAUAAUUCUGCACAGUCACAAUCACUUUCCAAUAGUCAAUCAUUUGAUCUCGAAGAAAGUUCUUCUUCGCCAUUUAGAGAAUCGAAUUCGACACGUGAUUCGUUAUUGUCAACUGUAAGCGAAAAAGUUGUUCUCAUGACUGGCGCAGAACAAUCAAGUGUGGUUCAACCACUUCUAACUGAUCUCUAUCAAAUAUCCAUGGCAUACGCUUAUUGGAAAUCAGGCAAACAUCAAGAAAUGGCAACAUUCGAUUUAUACUUUCGAAAAAAUCCGUUCGGAGGUGAAUAUACACUGUUUGCUGGUUUAGAAGAAUGCUUGAAAUUCAUUCGUGAUUAUAAAUUUCAUCCAACGGAUAUUGAAUAUCUUCGAGCAUCAUUGCCAGCAUAUCUUGAAGCAGAGUUUUUCGAUUAUUUAUCAAAAUUAAAUAUGAAUGACAUCAAAGUUUACGCCGUUCCAGAAGGCACAGUCGUCUUUCCUCGUUUACCUUUACUACGAGUUGAAGGUCCAGUACUCAAAACUCAAUUACUCGAAACAACUUUAUUAACAUUGAUUAAUUAUGCAAGUUUAGUUGCAACUAAUGCUGCUCGAUUUCGUUCAGCGAUUGGAGCCGAUAAAACUUUAUUAGAAUUCGGUCUACGUCGUGCACAAGGUCCUGAUGGUGGCUUAAGUGCAUCGAAAUAUUGCUAUUUAGGUGGAUUUGAUGGUACAUCGAAUGUACUUGCUGGUAAACUUUAUGGCAUUCCGAUUCGUGGCACACAUGCUCAUGCAUAUGUGAAUUCAUAUGAAUGUUUGGAAGAUCUAAGCGAACGAGAGCUAGCUGAUCGUAUUACCGGGGAACGUCGACCAUUUACUGAUUUAUGUGUGCAAUAUUUAAACGAACUUGGUCCUAUACUGAAAAUUUUGCCUGAAGAAACGCACAAAGGCGAGCUGGCAGCAUUUAUUUCAUAUGCAAUUGCAUUUCCAACAAACUUCCUCGCAUUAGUUGAUACAUAUGAUGUACUCAAAUCUGGUCUACCGAAUUUUCUUGCUGUUGCGCGCGCAUUACAUGAGUGCAACUAUCAAGCUGUGGGCUUACGCUUAGAUUCAGGUGAUUUAGCUUAUCUAUCGGUAGAAGUUCGAGAAAAAUUUCAUACCGUUGCUGCCAACUUCAAUUUACCGUACAUGGGACACUUUAAUAUCGUUGCUAGUAACGAUAUCAACGAAGAUACAUUGGUAUCAUUAGAGAAACAAGGACAUUCUAUUGAUUCAUUCGGUAUUGGUACACAUUUAGUCACGUGUCAACGACAACCGGCACUAGGAUGUGUUUAUAAAUUAGUUGAACUUGCUAAUUCGCCACGUAUCAAAAUUAGCCAAGCUAUUGAAAAGGUCACUAUACCUGGUCGCAAGAAUCUCUACCGUUUAUACGGUCACGAUGGUAAAGCAUUAUGUGAUGUUUUAACAAGUAUCGAUGAGCCUCAACCUCAAGCUGGCACUCGUAUGCUUAGUCGACAUCCAUUUUUAGAACAAAAACGUGCAUAUGUAACACCAUCAGCUGUCAAAAACCUGUAUGUUUUGUAUUGGGCUGACGGAGAGAUUAAAGCGCCUUUACCAACACUGAAAGAAGUUCGAGCUUAUGUUCGCGAACAAAUUGAUCAACUCCGAAAAGAUCACAUUCGAGAUCUAAAUCCAACGCCAUACAAAGUGUCAGUUACCGAUAGUCUAUUUCAAUUUAUGCACAAGCUUUGGAUGAAAAGUGUACCAAUUGGCGAACUUGAUUGA